AUGGCCAUGGAGGGUGGGUGCUCUCGGGCUCCCUCGCAGCUGCUCCCUGUCCGGCCUCUGCAGCACCCUACCCGUGUGUGCCCUCAGGUGACCCACAGUCCGGAGAAUGUGCUGGACUUGCAGAAUUUCAGACUUCCAGACAUGAUCCCAGAGGAGUUAGCGGCCUUCUCCAGGAACAUGCUGCUUCUCCUGAAGAGGCUGCUACGUGAGCGAGACCAAUGCCAGGAGGAGCACCUCCAAGUGCAACAGCCGCCUAGUCCUUUCCAGGCCUCUAGCGCGGACUCAACAUCCAGCCUGACCAGCAGCCUCUCCAUGGAGGAGAAGCAGCACUUGGUCGAGGAGCUAGAGAACAGCAAGGCCAGACUGUGCCUCGUGAGCCAAGAGCUGCAGGAAGACAAGAUGGCGCACAGGGAGGCAGUGGAGCAGCUCGAAAAGCUCCUGAACACCCAGCGGGAGGCUCUCCAAGAACAGCAGAGGUCCAAUGCCAUCCUCACCAAUGAGAACCAGAAGCUGAGGGAAGAGCUGGACAGUUGCCAAAAGUGUGGCCUGAGACUCACAGGAACGUUGGCAUCAGGUUCAGCGUACACCGAUUCCGUCUUCCCUGUGACCAUAGAACAUACUGCGGACCAUGGGAAUUGA
Molecule: messenger RNA, 639 nt
Organism: Miniopterus natalensis
Lineage: Eukaryota; Metazoa; Chordata; Mammalia; Chiroptera; Miniopteridae
Source: RefSeq, a predicted model, not a curated record